AUGAUCGAUGCUCUGAAGUAUAGCUAUCAUGACUCGGUAUUGGUAAAAAGUCUGGCGGCGGCAAAGAAGGACCCGGAGGCGGAGAAGCUGGCGACGAACUUGCAGAGCGCACGGAUCAACAAGUGGAUGGGUGCUGAGGAGAAGCCGGCGGACCUCAAACGGAUGCUUCAUAAUGGCCCAGCGUCGGAUGAAAUGUACGUCGACGAUUUGACUGCCAAACACCCGGCGAAGGCGAAGUCUGCGGUCUCGACGCUCACGGAUCAGUACGGCGACGCUGGUCUGUACAAGAUCAUCAAAUUCUUCCUGACAGAGAAAAUCUCCGCGGAAGCGAUCGCUAUUGCCAAGAGACUGCAGAAGGAGCAACUGCAGCACUGGUUGGCCGCCGCGCAAAAGCCCGACGACGUCUUCCACUUUAUGAAACUCGACGAGUCACUAUACAUCCAUCUGGACGACGAAUUUGCAGCAUGGGUCAAAUACGUGGACGAGUUUAAUACCAAGUACCCCAAGCACUCCGUAUCCAUGGCGUCGACGCUUACGAAGUACCACAACGGGGGCGUCCUCUUCGCAGAUGCUGAGGCGGCGAAACGUCUCGCGACAACUGGAAUCAUCGCCACCAAGUUGCAGAACGACCUGGCGAAGUUUUGGCUUGACGGUGGGAAAACUCCGGCGGCUGUUCUGAAAGAGAUCGGACUCAACCAGCAACCACUGUCCUACAUUCUCGGAAAUCCACAUAGAACGAUGUUGGAGAUGCCGUUGUUCAAGAGUUGGGCCAGGUACGUGGAGGCUUUCAACACGAAGUUUCCCCAAGAGAGGACCGUCGUGAUCGAGUUGUUAACGCGAACAUUCGGCGACACCAACGUGGCGAAGAUGCUGUAUUACGACGCGGGGGAUGAGAUUAUCGGAGAUAGUGUGUUCCAGAUGUGGCUGCAGUACGUCAAGGGUUUCAACAAGAAGAACCCGCAUCACCCCGAAUCUACUCCCCCCAAGGUUGCGUUUGGUUACCUGCACCUCGACGACAUUGACGAAAUGACUUUACUCUCCAAUUUCAAGUUCAAAAUGUGGACGGAGUACCUAGACGACUUCAACCGUCUGUAUCCCGAGAAAAAGACGACCAUGAUCGACAGCCUCAGGGCGAACUACGAUGACAACCAAUUACUCGCAGUGUUUACUGCGGCGAAGAAGGACCCCAGCACGGAGAAAUUGGCCACAAAUUUGCAGAGCGACCUCAUCAGCAAGUAG
Phytophthora sojae is the source of this 1239-nucleotide messenger RNA. RefSeq lists its product as hypothetical. The transcript is spliced from 4 exons. The coding region runs from base 1 to 1239 and encodes 412 amino acids. The record is from RefSeq and is a predicted model, not a curated record. NCBI's taxonomy places the organism in Eukaryota, Oomycota, Peronosporomycetes, Peronosporales, Peronosporaceae.